AAUUCAUUGGUCCAUAUUGUUCACUCUUCAGCCUCCAAAUUUGGUUAAGCCCGUUUUACAUAUUGAACAAGCUGUUCUUUUUGGCUCCUUGUAUCGCUUUUGCUCUUCUGUUUCUUUGUCCCGGAAAGCAGGGAAAGGAGAGAAAAGAAAGAGAUGGAAAAAGAUCAGUGCCAUCCUUCGCUGAGGGGAGGGAGAAGAGAAACAAAAUACAGCCAUGGUUUUUCUUCAUCAGAAUUGGAGGCUUUAACUGGUAUUUGUGAGGCCUUUAUACCACCUUUGCCGUCGAAUAAUUCUCCAGAGAUCGUUGGGAAAGAUGGCAAAACUAAAGAAGCUAUUCAGUCUUUUUACAAAUCUUCAGGCGCUCAGUACCCAAUCCCUGACGAGGUUGCUGAACUUGCGGUGAAGAGAGGGUUUCUUGAGGCUGUGAUCUUGGUAAGAAUCCUGUUGAUAAUUCUUUCAACAAGGCUGGGGACUUUGUUGCUAAGUGGUACCCUGUGUUUUGGUGAAAAAUGGCCAUACAUCAACAAGUUUUCAGACAUCCCAGUUGAAAACAGAGAGAAAAUUAUCCAGAAAUGGUUCAAGCAUAGGUUCCUUACUCCCAUCAGGCUGCCAUUUGUAUUUAUCAAGUUCUUGUGUCUUUACGCCUUCUUCACUCAGGUAUGGGAUGAUUUAAAAAAUCCAGCAUGGGAAGCCAUGGACUAUCAGGUGGAUAAUCGCAAGGACUCAUCAACUACGCCACAUGAGAAACCUCUAAUGAAAGGUAUGGUAGAGACCACGCACGAAACUGAGUCGACCAUCGUCAGUUCCCUAGUCCAGAAAGGCCUCAGAGUCAAGGAGGAUCCUAAAGAGAAGCUCUACAAGAUCAAAUGUGAUGUAGUAAUAGUUGGUUCAGGGUGUGGUGGAGGAGUUGCGGCUGCUGUUCUUGCAAAAUCUGGCCAGAAAGUAGUUGUCAUCGAGAAAGGAAAUUAUUUCACUAAGACAGACUACUCUUCCCUAGAAGGACCCUCCAUGAAUGAAUUAUAUGAAUCAGGAGGAAUCCUUGCAACGCUGGAUGGAAAGAUGAUGAUGCUAGCAGGAUCAACAGUAGGGGGUGGCUCUGCUGUUAAUUGGUCAGCUUGCAUCAAAACACCUAUGUCUGUGCUCCAGGAAUGGGCCAAUGAUUGCCAAAUUCCACUUUUCACAAGUUCCCAAUAUACAUCUGCCAUGGAUACAGUUUCUCAAAGAAUUGGUGUUACAGAGAAAUGUAGUGAAGAGGGGUUCCAGAACCAGAUCCUCCGUCGGGGUUGUGAAAAGCUUGGGCUUGAAGUUGAAUCUGUGCCAAGGAACUCCUCGGAAAACCACUACUGUGGUUCUUGUAACUAUGGUUGUAGAACAGGAGAUAAAAAAGGAACUGAUUCAACUUGGCUGGUGGAUGCUGUGGCUUGUGGUGCAGUGAUUAUAACAGGAUGCAAAACUGAGAAGUUUGUACUCGAAAAGAAUAAAUAUGGGAGAUCAAGAAAGAGUAAAUGUUUGGGAGUGAUUGCCAAGUGUUUGAAUGGAGAUAUCAGAAACAGACUAUGCAUUGAAGCAAAAGUGACAAUCUCAGCAUGUGGAUCUCUUUUGACUCCUCCUCUAAUGAUCUCUAGUGGUCUGACGAAUCAACAUAUUGGAAGGAAUCUUCAUCUACAUCCAGUAUUAAUGGCUUGGGGAUACUUUCCAGAGUCCGAUUCAGAACUUAAGGGAAAAAUCUACGAGGGAGGCAUUAUCACCUCUGUCCAUAAAGUGGGAUCGGAUGAUUCCAGUGUAAGAGCCCUUAUAGAAUCGCCUGCUUUAGGACCAGCAUCAUUUGCAGCAUUACGCCCUUGGGAAUCCGGGCUUGAAUCAAAGAAAAGGAUACUGAAGUAUGCCAGAACUGCUCAUUUGUUUUCGAUGAUUAGAGACAGAGGAUCAGGAGAAGUCAGGUCAGAGGGAAGGAUAAGCUAUACAUUCGAUGCAACAGACAAAGAGAACCUCACGGCAGGGUUGCGUCAAGCAUUGAGGAUUUUGGUAGCAGCAGGAGCUGUUGAAGUAGGUACACUUCAGAGCAAUGGACAGAAAUUCAAGUGCAAGGGUACUAGUGAAAGAGAACUAGAAGAGUUUCUUGAUGAAGUUACGGCAGCAGGGGGACCAAAAUCUUUAGUACAGAAUUGGACAACAUAUUUUUCUGCACACCAAAUGGGGAGUUGCAGAAUGGGGAAGAGUGAAAAAGUCGGUGCAGUGGAUGAGAAUGGAGAGAGUUGGGAGGCAGAAGGUCUAUUUGUUUGUGAUGCUAGUGUUCUGCCAGGUGCUGUUGGUGUCAAUCCAAUGAUCACUAUCCAGUCAACAGCAUAUUGCCUCUCGAAUAAGAUAGCAGAGAUUUUGAAAGAACGAAAGUUCUCAGAUUGAGCUAAUUUUUCUUGCCUUUCUGCUUUGAUGUUGUUAGAACAGACAACAUUAGAGUGUUGCAUGUAAGAAGCACAGAAGAAACCUAAACUUAUAAAGAAACAAAAAGCAUCCAUUUGUAGCAACAAUUUUCAGUUUUGAUUCGUCAAGUUUGUAAAUUAAAUGGAUCAGCUAUCAAUUAUUCUACUUCGCUGUUAGCAUUUAA
Messenger RNA from Coffea eugenioides, 2605 nucleotides. RefSeq names its product long-chain-alcohol oxidase FAO1. The record is from RefSeq and is a predicted model, not a curated record. Bases 154 to 2403 code for a protein of 749 amino acids. The transcript has 3 exons. Gene Ontology annotation, molecular function: flavin adenine dinucleotide binding; long-chain-alcohol oxidase activity. Lineage: Eukaryota; Viridiplantae; Streptophyta; Magnoliopsida; Gentianales; Rubiaceae.